This is a messenger RNA of Mesorhabditis spiculigera, 2172 nucleotides long. The record is from the annotation of a GenBank genome assembly. NCBI's taxonomy places the organism in Eukaryota, Metazoa, Nematoda, Chromadorea, Rhabditida, Rhabditidae.
AUGAUCGGAUUGGAGGGCUGGGCCUCAGCUGCGGGCUCCAGCCUUACCAUACUUUUCUGCUUGAUCUAUAUUCCGUUUAUUCUCAACCAGAGCCUCCGCUCCAAAACCGCAACGCCGAGGAUCCGACGUGGUUUCGAUGACGCAAUAUGUUCAUGCGACGCCAGUUACAACAAUAAUUGCGCUGACGGACCGCCCGGACUGCCCGGACAUCCCGGAGAACACGGCCAAAAUGGAGCACGAGGCGCAAAGGGUGUGCCAGGACUCUCGGCACUAACCGCGGAACCUCAGCAGCUCGGCGAGUGCUUCAAGUGUCCAGCCGGAGCCGAAGGUCCGCCUGGGCUUCCUGGCACUCCUGGAGCUCCAGGAGAGCCGGGCAAGGAUGGUGAAAAUGGAAGUGAUGGUCCAAAAACUUACCCGGGACCGCCUGGACACGAUGGAUUCCCAGGAGAACCCGGGGCACCAGGCGAAGAUGGGGUUGAUGGAGAGCCGGGGAAAAAUGGAACGUUUGGAUGGCAAGGUCCCGCUGGAAAGCCAGGUCCCGCUGGUGAGCCUGGCCCCCAGGGAGAACCCGGAAUUGUCGGAGUACCAGGCAGAAAGGGAUCUGAUGGUGACUAUGGCAAGGAUGGACCUGUCGGACCACCAGGAGCACCCGGUGAAGCCGGAAAAACGGGACCUAAAGGUGCCCCUGGACCACCCUACCGCUGUGGCUGCAAGUGGAACUGGAAGCACCCCGCGAAAACGGCCGCUCGUUCAUUGGCCGACUAUCUGGAAGAAGAAGGAUUCGACGACGAGAAAUGGCAGCGUUAUAUGAAGGAACGGGAGCGAGAGCUGGCGCUGAAAAAGCAGAAGCAGGGCGGACCGGAAUUUGGACAACGCCGUCGGCCUGGAGAUGAAUCUGGAGAUUCCGGAGAUGAUGGUGGCAGUCGCGAACGACACAACCAGGAUUUGGAUGGAUGGAAGCGUACGACGGCUACCCCUGUUCCGGCGUCUGGGGCAGCUGUAGCACCGGUGACAACCCCGGCAGGUCUGGGCGAAGGGCCUGAAUUCGCGCGGCGCCGUAGGCCCGGAGACAAAUCUGGAGAUUCUGGAGAUGAUGGUGGGAGUCGAGAACAUCAUAACGAGGACUUGGAUGGGUGGAGAAGAACGACCACUACGCAGCGUCCGGAUUCUGGGGCCGCCGUUACCACAGCACAGGGACAAGCUCUGACCCCCACCGGUCAACGAGAAAGACCCGAAUUCGGCCAACGGCGUCGUCCCGGAGAUGAGGCUGGUGAUUCCGGAGAUGACGGUGGAAGUAGAGAACGCCACAAUGAAGACCUAGACGGCUGGAGGAAAACCACGGCUGCUCCUCAACCCGGUUUCGGUAAGCUACGCCAGCCUGGCGUCGAAUCUGGUGAUUCUGAGGAAGAUGGAGGCCAGCGUGGCGCUCACCAAGAAGAGGAGGAAGCCUGGAGACGCACCACAACCCCAGUACCCUAUACCGAAGUGAGUCGUGCUCCCACUUGGCAAGAAGUUACAACGACUCAGAGCUGGUAUAGUCGACCAGAAACUGAGGGUCCCACCAGGAAUCCAUACUUCAGACCGCGGCCGAGAACCCGCGGCUGGGGUGGGUAUCAGAGGCCGAGUUAUCAGGCGUCUGAGUAUGGAAGUUACCAACGACCUCGACCUCCAUACCCUCAGAAUUCCUAUGGUAGACCUCAAAGGCCGUCUUAUUCGCCGCAGCCGGAACCUCACUAUGGGAAUGACGAACGAAGCUAUAUUCCAAAGCCUUACCACCCUGGUAAUUUUUAUCAGGCUAAUCAGAGUCCCAAGGCCGACUAUCAAGACCAAAAGUACAUCCCCAGACCCUAUCAUCCUGGAAGAACGUUUUCGAAUCCCGAACCAGAGCCUCGCUACGACGCCUACGCUCGACCCGCUCCUCAGAAUCCCUAUUCCAGGCUACAAUAUGGAGGCGGGUCCGGUUACGAUAAGAAUCCGUAUUCACGAAACAAUGGCUUGGAAAAUCGCGGAUAUUCCCGGCCCACCAACAGCUAUCAACGUAACGCCUAUGGAAAUCCACAACACUCAUAUCAACGCCCCGAUCCCGAACCGUCUUACCAGAACCCCUACUCGCGCCCGAGCUAUGGAAAUAGCUACGGAAGACCGAAUUCUUACGGACGCCCCUACAAUGGA